This is a messenger RNA of Dictyostelium purpureum, 1944 nucleotides long. RefSeq lists its product as uncharacterized. The transcript has a single exon. The record is from RefSeq and is a predicted model, not a curated record. NCBI's taxonomy places the organism in Eukaryota, Evosea, Eumycetozoa, Dictyosteliales, Dictyosteliaceae. Bases 1 to 1944 code for a protein of 647 amino acids.
AUGUUUUUAUUUAAUAAAAUUAAAAAUAAAAAAAAAAGAAGCAGAAAUAAUAAUAAUAAUAAUGACAAUAACAACAACCGCCACAGUCACCACAGCAACCACAAUAGCCACAAUAAUAUUAAUAAUAUUAAUAAUAAUAAUAGCAAUAAUAGAGACAUUAAUAAUAAUAGUUAUAAUGAAGUAAUUAAUAUUUUAUUUUAUAAAGUUUGGAAAAAUAAAUAUUUGAAAAAUAUAAUAUUAGGGUUUAUGUUAGAUUUGUCAAUAAAAUAUAAAGUAAACCAAGACAAAGAAUUUAAAGACACUCAAGAGUUUAUCAAUUUUCAAGAAAAGGAAUAUCUUUCAAAUGUUUGUAUCAGUUUUCAGAGUAGCGAUUUAGUUUUAACACAGAAAAAUAUUAAAUCAAUAAAUUAUUGUAAUUCAAUAUAUGAUGGGCCAGGUCAUUAUAAAUCACUUGAUGUUAUAAAUUCAAUAAAGAAUAUACCUCAGUGGCUAACUUCAGUAGAGCUGCCAUCAGGAUUUGAUAUCAGGUUAUUAGAGGGCUUAGACCAACUAGAGUCUUUAAAGAUUAUAAACUUUUCAUUUAAUCAAUUCAAAAUCGAAAAGAAUAUAUUACAAGACUCGAUUACAAAACUAUCGUUGGUCAACUAUGAAUCUGUAAUAAAUAGAGAAUGGGUGCCAUCAAAUUUAAAGAAGCUUGAUCUAAAAUAUUCCGAGUUGUAUAGGGUUCAAGUCGACUCGUUACCAGACUCUUUAACAGAUCUAUCAUUGUACAGUAACAAACACCAAUUUGAUUUUAAUUCAAGAUUUUUCACAAAAAAUUUGGUUUCUUUAAAAAUCCACAAUUUUUCCAACUUUGAAAUAGAACCAUCUUUCCAAUUCCCUGAAACCCUAACAUCUCUACACAUUGGCAUCAACGAAUUACCAAGAGGUUUUAAAUUUCCAAAAGGAAUGGAACAUUUAUUUUUAACUUUGUCAAAAGUUGUAAAUCCCAAAAAAACAGCGAAAAUAUUUUCAAAACUGGUGAAUUUGGUAGAAUUAAAGCUCGAAAUUUUAAUGGAGGCAGAUCUAUCACAAAGCAGCGACGAUGCAUAUGACAUUUCGAUUUUACCACGGGGUUUAAAGAUACUAGAGUUGGGCAAUACUUUUGGAGUGUUGUUUAAUGAGCCUUUGCUACCAAAUCAACUACCACCAAGCCUUGAGCAUUUGGAGUUUAUAAAUGGUCCCUAUAGUGCAUUUUCAAACAAAUUUAUGCCAUUAAGCCAAGAUAACAUAUUUCCAGCAUCUCUCACGCAGGUUUAUUUUGAUUCAGGUUUUAAUCAAUCUAUAGGUACCAAUGCAUUUCCAAAAAAUGGUAAAUUAAAAGAACUGGCUUUUGGUGAAGGGUUUAAUAAAGUAAUUGACCAGUACAAUAUUCCACCAAGUUUAGAAAGAUUGAUUAUAUCAAAUGAAAAUUAUCAUCAUAUACCAAUUAUUGUUAAUAAUCCAAACCUAACCAUACAGUUUGAAAGGGGUAUAGAAUUUAAAGAGAAAUGGUUAUAUUAUACAUCAAGGCCUAAAGAAUUGCUAUCAAUUUCAUUUUUUGGCCAUGAAAACUUAUUUGGUACUCAAAAAUAUUCAUUAAAAAAUAAAAUCAAUUUGGAGAAUUUAGAUCUGGGUUAUGGUUUUAGCAAAGAUAUAAACGAAAAUGAUUUACCGUUAAAUAACAAAAUCAAAACAUUAACAAUUGGUAAUUCAUUCCGUAAGGUUUUAAAUUUAGAUUAUUUUAAAAAUUUAGAAACAAUUGUAAUUGGAUUUUCAACACCAAUCAUCAAAACUUCAAAUAUAAAUAAUAAUACUCCAAAUUUCUACAAACUAAAACAAAUUAAAGUUCCAUUAUCUUCUAUUGAUUUUAUAUCUGAUUUGGAUCCAAUAUUUUAUCAGUUUUUAAAAAUUGUUUCAAAAUAA